Malurus melanocephalus (red-backed fairy wren) is the source of this 4113-nucleotide messenger RNA. It is a transcript of the gene PIGF, whose product is annotated as phosphatidylinositol glycan anchor biosynthesis class F. The transcript is spliced from 6 exons. Gene Ontology annotation, biological process: GPI anchor biosynthetic process. Gene Ontology annotation, cellular component: endoplasmic reticulum membrane. Lineage: Eukaryota; Metazoa; Chordata; Aves; Passeriformes; Maluridae. The coding region runs from base 42 to 677 and encodes 211 amino acids. The record is from RefSeq and is a predicted model, not a curated record.
CCCCUUCCGCUGCCGGGCGGCGCCGCGCGCUCCGUGGUAAGAUGCGCGAGCGGCCCCUGCGGCCCGCGCCGGGUGCCGCUGGCCCGGGCACCAUGAGAGAGGCGGAGAUCAGGAGGCUCCUGGCUGCCAACCUGCUCUGCGCCCUGUCCAUCAUCCUCACCGCCCUUGUCCCGRCUUUCUUCCUGGACGGAUUCAGCGUUCUGGGGACGCACCUCACCUGGCUGUGUGUUUGUUCUGUUUGUGUUGCUACCCUUAAUAUAAUCUUGCACUUAGUCCUUAAACCGAGUCAGUCUWCUAAGAGAAGUUCCUUUGCUCACAAGAUAUCCAGAUUUCUAAAAUGCUGUAUAUACUUUUUCAUGUCUUGCAUACUAUUUCAUGCGAUUAUUGUUCUUUAUGGAGCACCUCUCAUAGAGUCAGUGACUGAGACAUUUUUGUUUGCAGUUCUUCUCUCUACRUUUACUACUUUACAGUGCUUGUGUUUGCUGGGACCAAACGUACAAGCGUGGAUACGGGUAUUUAGUAAAAAUGGAGCUAUGUCCAUCUGGGAAAGCAGUCUACAGAUUACUACUGUGUGCAGUAUACUUGGAGCUUGGUUUGGAGCAUUUCCUAUCCCUCUUGAUUGGGAUCGGCCUUGGCAGUGGAAAUGGUUCUGCCUUAAAGCAGAAAAUGUGGUUUAAAUCUUACUACUUGGGCGAGACAAAAGUGGUAUUCAAGCAAAAAGUUAAGCACUGUGUCCUGAAUGAGCAUAUUUUCCACUUAAUCAGGAUUUUAGCUUUUGAUCAAAUCUGGUCUACACUUCAAACUUGGACAGUUUGAGAAUGUCUACAGUCAACUUUUAAAUUGACAAAUCAUUCAGACAGGGGAGAACGUAAAGCUGCUUUUGUGAAGUCUGGUUUAAUUCAUAGAAACGGCUUCAAAUAAAAAUGGUCUGUAGUCACUCAGCUGAAGCAAACAAGACUGAGGGGAGUACUGAGAAUGUUGGAAUCCGAGUAGACGAUUAAAUAAAGCUGUCUGCACUAUUCUGUAAGAUACUUGUCUGAAUUGUCACRCUUAUACCUAUGGCAGUUCUGCUGUCAGUUUGCUGCUUUGUGUCCUUCAAAAAAAAAAACAUUGGUUUCAUCGUUUUGCCAAUCUGUGUUCCUGCCCUUGGCUGUCUGCAUUGGGACUAGCAUAUUUUCCUGCAAUGUUAAUAGAAGAACUGAAAAAUUACCUGGUAGUCAUUCCUUUACCUGGAUCUUACCUAGUCAGAAAAUCAGAUGUCAGUGUCCUCUGUACCUUUCACUAAAAUACGUUUUUACUUCGAAGUGCUUCAGGGUUCUGUGGAGUAAAUCUGAUGAUGAAUUUCAUUACAAGAGUUCCAAUUCAUAUGCUGAUAGUUAAAGCCCAAAUGCUACUUCAUCCUGAGUUAUUUACAAACCAAAGGAAACAUACUGCUUCUUUAUACAUACCUCUUGUGACAUGCAACGAAGUAAGAUAAAUACAGAUGUCUCACAAAAUCUUCACUUUAUUUGCCAUGUUUACGUUCGAAAAAUAUUGUAUACAGGGGGUAUUCAGAUUAGUGUGCCUCUCURUCCUUAAAAAUAAUAAUGUUAAUUGCAUUUUUUAAGCAUACAACUUUUAUGCUAAGUAAAUAUUACUUAACAGGAACAGAAUAUUGUUUCAGAAAUAAACUUAACAUUAUCUGAAUAAUGUUUGAGAAUGGAAAUGAAAAAUAUAUAAAGUAUUUCUGUUAGAAGUACAAAAUAUAUUGCUGAAAGUCACUUUGUGUCCUGAUGAUUUAUUGUUUUUCAUUAUUCUGUUGUUGUUUAUAAAGAAACUUUUAAACAUGCCAUGUUACUCCUCUACUAGCUUUAACAAAAAUUUUUUAACUAUGCARAACAGUUGGUAAGGGACACCUAGUCUGUUUUUCUUGGUUGUAGGUCUGCAGAAUUCAACCUCAGAUAAGGGUAAAGAUAAUUGUCUUACAGGAAUGCAGGUUAGGUGCUACAAUAGUUACAUUUCUGUAUUAAAAACAAAAAAACCCAAACCAACAAACUUUCCAAGACUUGUUCUGCCAGGCAUGUUUCAGUUAGACUGGUAGAUUAAUUUUACCAGUGUUUUGAGAUUGCUAUCUAAUUUUUCAGCACUUUUAAAAAUUGUUUGCAACACUUAAUUGUGAUCAUUUAAACAAGGCUAUGCUAGACAAUUUAAAGAGUUGUACAUCCAUCUCCAGUUGCCCAUAGCCCUCUGAAGGAAGCAUGAUGGUUAUAUACAGGUUACAGUUAACUAGGACAGUUCUACAAAUAAAUAGUAAAUAACUUCCUUUGUUACAGUUGCUUAUUUUUUCCAGAUUGCCUUUUUCAAGUUGAUGGUGUACUUUUAAUAACCACAUGUAAUUAGGAUCCUGGCUUCACAKGUCACUGAGAAGUGACACCAUCAGUGAAACAGAAGGGCAUGAUUUAGGAGUUACUAGAUGCAUCCUUUCUCYACUCAGCCUGAGGUAAUUUAGUUGCAGAACAAGACGGUAUAGUUAAAGACCACAACUUUAUCAACACACUUUGUAUGUGGUGGAACUGUUAUUCCAGAAAUGGCAUUUGCCACUGACAACAACUGGAUUUUGCACAYCGUGGAGUUCCUGGGUUUACUGCAUGUUUUGAUAACACACUUUUAAAACAUGUCUCUGGGUUUGUUGUAUAUGCCUGCCCACCCAUACAAUUUUGGUGUAUUUUGUAGCGUAAUUUUGAUCUGCAGUACCUGUUACUAGUGGUAAAAAGUGACUUUGAAACAAUAUUCUGCUUACAGUGUUAUCAUUAGGUAGAAGUAAAAUUGCUGUAUUCCUACUUCAUAGUGAAUACUGCAAACAUAAUAGGUAGUGCUGAUAUAACUCACCUGAGUUGACUGGCUGCUAUGUAGUUUAGCCAAUAUGACUGCAAAUAUUAGCCUUAGAUAYGUCUCAGACAUUUGUAGCCUGAAAAAUAAUCUGGAGAAUCUUGGGUACAGUUCUUGGUGCUUACUCAAGUAAGUUGAAAUAGGACUAUAAACUUUCACACUACUUUGUUUCUUCUUAACACAGUUCAGAGAGUUUCCUUCUUGUAUUUCUUUUUGGAUCUAGUACCUACUAUGAAAAUUUUAUUAUAAAAGAAUUGCUUAAUGUGAGAAAGAGGGAUAAUACACAGUUGGAGUUGUUUUAAACAGAGGUAGGAGCUUGUUCCACUUUAGUGUGGUUAUCAUUGUUUAUUUAAUAAUGUGUUUUCUCAGUGUAAACCUUAUUUAUGAGAUCAAAGGCAGUUAUGCUUGCUGUAACUUUAGAACACAAAUCCAUGAAACCAACUUCUAGUUACAAAUGCCAGAAAAAAACCUCACACUUUCUUCUAAGUGUGUGCUUGUCAACACACACAUUCUGUACAGUGUGAUAAGACACUUGUAGUUAACAUGUGCAUGCAACCAAAAUAGAUUAAAGGCAUGUACUGAAGUUUUAAAGACAGUACAAACUAAACAAUCAGGAAUUUAAGGCUUGUUAGAAACAGGGAGGGAAAAUAAUUGUGCUCGUUUAUUCAGUUUUAAAAUGAAACAAAAAUUAUUACAUAGCCUUCUAAUUGACAGUCAGAAAUGGGUCUUUUGAAACACUAAGCAUACAAAAUACUGUGUUUAGGAAUAUGAGAAAAGCACUCUUAAAUUUACUAAAAAKAAAAAUAAGUACAGUAGAUUGCCCCACUGUAUUUGCAUUUGUAUAAUGAGAGUUCCAGCAGGCAGCUGCUUGCUUCAUAAUAUCUUAAAAACCUUCAUGUUGCUUCUCUGGUCUAUGGGAAUCUGACCUUUAUGUUCUUGUCAAUGUCUAUAUAAUCCCCGUUGCAUAGGAUGCAAGUUACAACCUUGUAGUARGUGACAAAACUGUCAUGCAGUCAGAAUUCUGGUUUAACUAGCUACAUGCACAGUCCAGCAGAGCUAGAUACCUUGCUGGGAUCCUGCAGCAUGCUCUGCUUUCCAUGCAAUAUGCUAAGCAUUCUCGCAUCAUAGAAUCWUAGGUGUUCUAAAGAGCGCUGAGGAAACUAGCACAUUUGUCUCCUGAAAGGUUAGCAAUUCCUGUUUUGAGUCAUUAUUCUUAAAAUGAGUUCUAAUAUAUACUAAAAACCU